AUGACUGGUUGGCCAGAGGGACUGUAUGGUUUACCAAUGGCUCUGACCGGCUGUUCCGCUAAUUCGACCAUAAACUGGAAAACAGGAACACUACACCAAGACUGCGAGGACACAGACCCACAGACGAGUCAUACAUUCCAGUUCCACCUAAACGCUGUCGUCAAUCGGCUUGGAGAUGUCGAGCGAUCAUUUUGUAUGAAAACAUCCACUGUAAAUGACUCCUACCGGAGCAAGUGGCCUUCUGGAAAUAAUGUGAUGCAAGUGUUGUACUUAGCGAACAAAUAUAUGGUGCCUUCUCUCGCAGAGAAAUGUACCGCAUAUCUGCGUGACCAUUUGAAAGCAUCCAACGUGUUUUGCAUUCUGCCACACGCUCAGAAAUUUGAAGAUAAAGAUUUGAAAGAUCGAUGCUGGGAAGUGAUCGAGAUGCAAACAGAAGAAACUGUGACGUCAGAUGAAUUUGUUACAGUUGAGCGAUCUGUAGUCGAGUCUGUUGUGAAGAGAGAAAAGUUGAACGUGAAGGAAGUGGAACUGUUUAAAGCUGUUGAUCGCUGGGCCACAAAAGAAAGUGAGAGGCAACGAUUAACUCCUGAAGGCGAUGUGAAGAGAAGAAUUCUGGGAGAAGAGAUCGUGAAAGCGAUAAGGUUUCCACUGAUGUCACUGAAGGAGUUCGCCUCAGUUGUAAUCGAUUCUAAUAUUCUAACUCUCAAAGAGGCGGGAGACAUGAUGAAACACUACGGUGAUGUUUUAACGUCAUCUUUGCCAUUCAUACAUGAACCUAGGAUUGGCUGCGCUAGAUACCGAUGCCACAGAUUUGGCAAGAUUUGUCUUCCAGAUAGUAACUGGCAUUACCGUGAUUCCAAGCGUGACAGUGUUCAGUUCUCUGUCUCCAAGCCCGUCACUUUAUUUGGAGUUCAGCUAUUUGGUUCUAGAUCUGGCGAGUACACGGUUGUCACAGAAGUGAAGGAUAGCGCAGAUGACUCGGCUAUUGUGAAACAAUCAGGAUCCUAUGCUUCAGAGAAUCACAAGUCAGAGAAUAAUCAAUAUUACGGUUUUGAUGUGCAGUUUGAUCGUCCAGUUAAUUUGCAGGAAAAUAAGAAGUACAAGUUAGUGUCUCUUAUCGAGGGCCCUAACUCAUGGUAUGGAGACGAAGGACGAGCAUCUGUUGAAUGCAAAGGCGGAGUACGAUUCACUUUUACUUCAUCAGAUGUUGACUCUAAUGGAACAUCUGUAAGGGGAGGACAGUUUCCCGCGUUUAUUUUCGCUUGAGUUUAGUUUUAGUAUUGAAGAGUAGUGAUUUAAAUUUUUUCAUUUCUUGAAAAAUUUCUUGGUGUGUUAUUACAGUAAAACCGGUCUAGUGAUCUUUCCAAUAGUGAAAGUGUGAAAUCAUUUAAUUUUCAUUGAAGUUUCUUGUUCGUUAAACUUGAAAUGAAAAGUUCUAUAUUUACUGGGCGAGACUCAGCUUUGCAUUGAGGGUGAUGUGGUUGAUAUCUAUUGUAACGUAGGUUUCGUCACGUUGCCGUAGCUUGUCAAGUAGGUUUGCAAAGUAAAUAAAGUAGAGUAGAAAAUG
Molecule: messenger RNA, 1567 nt
Organism: Orbicella faveolata
Lineage: Eukaryota; Metazoa; Cnidaria; Anthozoa; Scleractinia; Merulinidae
Product: BTB/POZ domain-containing protein 6 pseudogene
Source: RefSeq, a predicted model, not a curated record